UUUCAGUUCAGAGAAUCAGAAACUGAACUCUCAUCGAUCUGUGGAGUGUUUGGUGUUUCUAUCUGUGUGUGUUCAUACGGUGAAAUGGCAGAAGCGAGUAUUUCAGAGGAUCACUUCAUGUGUUCAGUGUGUCUGGAUCUACUGAAGGAUCCAGUGACUGUUCCCUGUGGACACACUUACUGUAUGAGAUGUAUCACAGACUGCUGGAAUCAAGAAGAUCAGACGAGAAUCUACAGCUGCCCUCAGUGCAAAAAGAACGUGUUUUAGCUAAAAACAUCAUACUGACUGAAGUUACGGAGAAACUGAAGAAGACUAAAGUCAAAUGUGCUGUUUCUGAUCAGUGUUCCUCUGGAGCUGGAGAUGUGGAGUGUGACGUCUGUACUGGAAGAAAACACAAAGCCAUCAAAUCCUGUCUGCUGUGUCUCAACUCUUACUGUCAAACUCAUCUUGAGCAACACGAGAAUCUCUUCAGAGGUCAAAGACACAACCUGAUAGACGCCACUGCACCACUUCAUGACAUGAUCUGCCCUCAACAUGACAAGAUUCUGGAGAUUUACUGUCGCACGGAUCAGAAGCUUAUAUGUACUCUGUGUAUAGAUGAACACAGAACACAUGACACUAUAUCAACAGCUGCAGCAUGGAUGGAGAAACAGAGUCAGUUUGGAGAAACAAAGAAUAAAGUUCAGCAGCAGAUCCAGAAGAAACAGAAAGACCUUCAGAAGAUCAAAGAUGUUGUGGAGUCUCACAAGCGGUGUGCACAGACAGCAGUGGAGGACUGUGAGAUGAUGUUUACUGAACUGAUCUCAUCCAUUGAGAGAAGACGCUCUGAGGUGACACAGCUGAUCAGAGAUCAGGAGACGGCUGCAGUGAGUUCAGCUGAAGGACUCUUGGAGCGACUGAAGCAGGAGAUUGAUGAUCUGAGGAGGAGAGACGCUGAGCUGGAGAAGCUUUUACACACACAACAUCACAUCCAUUUGCUGCAGAGUUUUCAGUCUCUCUCUGCACCUCCUGAAUCUCCAGACGACAUCAGUGGGACUUUCCUCUUUUCUUUUGAUGCUGUGAGAGAAUCUGUCCGUCAGCUGAGAGACAAACUGCAGGAUUUCUGCACACAGCACAUGAGAAAGAUCUCCGACACACACAUCAACACUGUCCCCAGGAUAAGAGACGACUUCCUUCAAUAAUGACUAGAAGACCUUCUGGGGUGGUGGGCAACGCCUGUUCACCCAUCAGCAGGAAUAUGUAACAGUGUUCCUCUGGAGCUGGAGAUGUGGAGUGUGACGUCUGUACUGGAAGAAAACACAAAGCCAUCAAAUCCUGUCUGCUGUGUCUCAACUCUUACUGUCAAACUCAUCUUGAGCAACACGAGAAUCUCUUCAGAGGUC
Triplophysa dalaica is the source of this 1382-nucleotide messenger RNA. Its product is annotated as tripartite motif-containing protein 29-like. The record is from RefSeq and is a predicted model, not a curated record. Lineage: Eukaryota; Metazoa; Chordata; Actinopteri; Cypriniformes; Nemacheilidae. Gene Ontology annotation, molecular function: zinc ion binding. Bases 189 to 1181 code for a protein of 330 amino acids. The transcript has 7 exons.